UCCUAGGAGGGGCGCGGUUGUAGGAGACCCAGGCAGGGUGUCUGAUGUGCGUGAGUUGCUCUGGCCGAAUAGUCGACGUGAUUAUUCUGAGCACUCACAUUUUGUUAGCUGCUGUUGUAUUUGUUGUGUAUGUAAUAACGUGCGGCUGGAGCUUUGACAAUUCUCUAGGGCCUCCAUUGCUCAGUUAACUCAUUUGUGCAAUGGAAGAGGGAAGAGGCUGUACUAGCUAGCCACCAAGGCCCUUUCCUGGCUCUAACAUUCCCCAGGUCCCCAGUUAUUACUUAUUAUGUAUUCAUUUGUUAUUUGUUAUGUAUAAGCAUGACAGUAUCCUGAAGCCAUCGAAGGCUGUGUGACGGUGGAAGGUCUGGGACAAAUUUAAGAAGAGCGAGGUGAGCUGGAGCUGAGAGGGGUGGGCACGCAGGCUACACAGGAAAUGUCACCUCUUUGGAGAGUUUGUGAGGGCAUGGUCGGGAAUGAAAGGCUCACCAGCCAUAGCGAAGGAAAUUCUGUCAUCACCUCUCCCUGAACACGCCCUACUCCCCUCAUUUUCCAUUCCCCAUUUGCCAUUGUUGAUGGCAUCUAGAAAGAUGGAGAGGUUCCUGCUCUCCUGGCUUUACAGACAUACAGGAUGGUAGUGCAGGCGAGAGGUUAUCUGUUUUGGCCUUAUUUGAAAAAUGAAAAAAAAUUUUUUUGAGUCUGAGAAGGUGACUGACCAAGAUCAUGCAGUUUGUUGGUGGCAGAACCAUGGUUAAAAGUCAGGUCUGCAAAUUCGCAGGCCAUGGCUCAUUUUGUCACUGUUAAUUAAGUCAAAGAUAGUUUCUUAUUAAAAGAUCUUUUGAAAGUUGUAAGAAACAAACAUUAAACAUUUAUCUUUUAUUUUGCCUUAAACACCCCCAUCUCUUUUUUCCAGAGGUUUCUUGGAUUUUCUGACCUCAGGGGAUUAAUAGUGUUAAUAGGAAAAUAGAUUAACAAUGUGGCUUGAGAUUUUUAAUUUUUAAUUUUUCCCACAUCAGUUCUGAAAACGCCAUAGUGUUUCCUCCUUUAGGUUACUGUUAAAUGUUAAACUCAUCUUCUCAUGUUUUUAAUUUUUCUGUGUCACAGAACCUAAAUUGGUAAUAAAUCAAUAAGAAACAAAUGUUUACAUUCACUCAGUGAAAAGUAUCAUGUCUAAGCUCAACAUAUAUCGGAGCCACACAUGGACACCUCUCCCUCCUUCACUAAGAGCAGAAAAUGAACAGAUCCCAGGAACAAGUGUCAUUCAAAGAUGUAUGUGUGGACUUCACUCAGGAAGAGUGGUAUCUGCUGGAUCCUGCUCAGAAGAUACUAUACAGAGAUGUGAUUCUAGAAAAUUACAGCCAUUUUGUCUCAGUUGGAUAUUGCAUUACUAAGCCAGAAGUGGUCUUCAAGAUAGAGCAAGGAGAAGAGCCCUGGAUAUUAGAGGCAGGAUUCCAAAGCCACUGCCACCAAGACUGGAAAGUUGAUGACCUGAUAGAGAGCAGCCAGGACAAUGAAGAUGAACAUUUUUGGCAACUGGCUUUCACUACCAACAAAACAUUAAAUAUAGAUAGUUGUGAUAGAGUAAGAAAAGCUUUCAAUCUGGGCACAGAUUCUGUUCCUUCAAGGAAUUUUCCAUAUAAGAUAUGUGACUCAUGUGAAAUGAGUUUGAAAAAUAUUUCAGGCGUAAUUAUUAGUAGAAAGAGCUAUUCUGGAAAGAAGCCUGAUGAGCUUAAUGUAUAUGAGAAAUUGCUCCUUGAUAUUAAGCAUGAGAAAACUCCUGGAGGGAAAUCUUAUAGAUAUAAUCAAAAAAGGAAUGUGCUCAGUCAUAGCCACAAUCCCAGUCAGCCAAUUUUUGACCAGCCUUCUGAGUAUAAUGAAAAUGGACAAGCCUUCCAUGAGGAAGCGGCCUUUUUCACAAACAAGAAAAUACAGAUAGGAGAGACACUCUGUAAAUAUAAUGCAUGUGGAAGAACCUUCAUCCACAGUUUAGAGCUCAGUUUAUCUCAGAGAACUCAUUUGGAGAUGGAGCCAUAUGAAUGCAAUAUUUGUGGGAAGUCCUUUUACACAGAUUUAAGACUGGGACAUCAGAGAACUCUUACAGGACAGACUCCUUAUGAAUACAAUGAAUAUGGGCAAACCUUCUGUGAUAACUCAACUUUCAUUAUCCAUCAGGGAGCCUAUGCAAGAAAGAUUCCCCAUGAGUAUAAAGUAGGUCCUAAAACCUGGGAAAAGUCAACCCUUUUUAAACAUCAAAUAGUACACAUGGGCAAAAAACCUUAUGAGCACAGUGAAAAUGGAAAUAACUUCAACAAGAAAUCACAUCUCACCCAACUUCGAAGAGGUCAUUCAGGAGAAAAAACCUUUGAAUGUGGUGAAUGUGGGAAGACAUUCUGGGAGAAGUCAAACCUCACUCAACAUCAAAGAACACACACAGGAGAGAAGCCCUAUGAAUGUACUGAGUGUGGGAAAUCCUUUUGUCAGAAACCACACCUUACCAACCAUCAGCGAACACAUACAGGAGAAAAACCCUAUGAAUGUAAGCAAUGUGGAAAAACGUUCUGUGUGAAGUCAAACCUCACAGAACAUCAGAGAACACACACAGGGGAGAAACCAUACGAAUGUAAUACAUGUGGGAAAUCCUUCUGCCACAGGUCAGCCCUAACUGUCCAUCAGAGAACACACACAGGAGAGAAACCCUUCAUGUGUAGUGAAUGUGGGAAGUCCUUCUGUGUGAAGUCAAACCUCAUUGUACAUCAAAGAACUCACACAGGGGAGAAACCCUAUAAAUGUAACGAGUGUGGGAAAACCUUCUGUGAAAAAUCAGCUCUCACUAAACAUCAGAGAACUCACACAGGGGAGAAGCCCUAUGAGUGUGAUGGAUGUGGGAAAACCUUCAGUCAGAGGUCAGUACUUACAAAACAUCAGAGAAUUCACACAAGGGUGAAAGCUCUUUCAACAUCCUGAUGUCCAGAAGCCUUCACCUGCUCUUUCAAGUUAUUAUACCAUUUUUAAAAAAUGAGAUGAAGCCCAAAGAAUGCCUCACAUUACUAGAAAGCAAUGUCUUAUCAUACUUCAAAUAAUACUAGCAUAAAACCAUACUGAUAUUUUGAAUAUGUGAAAGCUCUGAAGAAAAACUGAAACUUUUAAUCAGAAAAUUUAUAUUGAGGGGAAAUUUCUUCACUUAAGAAAUGUGAUACAACUCUUUGUCUAGAAUUUAUGUUGUGUCAUAUUCCAAAUGUGAUACCAAAUUUUAUUGUAAAUAUGGUGGAUGGUAUUCAUUCAUACCUAUAUUCAAGUGGAAUCUGAAGUUUAAAAAAAGUUGAAUCACAACAACAUUAAACAAUUAUGAAAAGUCCCUGAUGUUUGCAGGCCUGAUGUGGGUAUAGUAAUAUAGCAGAAAUUAGAUGUAUGCUUGAUUUGCAUAUUGUAGUCCAACAGACUUAUGAAGAGAAAAUAUCUUUUAAUUAGAGAGCUAUUAUGGUCUAUAUUAGUAUCUUCCACACUAAAUACCACCAGUGUCUUUAUAAGUUGCCAUAAUUAUAUAUGUAUAUAUAGUGUAUAUGUAAAUGUAUUUAUACACACAUACCCCACACGUAUGUAGUGGUGUGUUAAGAGUAAGCUCACACUGGCUUGCAACUGCCAAUGGUUAAAUUUUCAGGAAUUUUGUGAGCCAGUACUUAAACAGUCAUUAUUUAAAAAUUAAAUUAUAUUAAAAACAAAGGUAAUAAAUUCUCAGCACUUAUCAAUUCCUAAUUAUUUUAUAACAUUUUGUUCUUUGUUCUUUAGGUCACUUUUAUUACUGAGUCAUAUGGUAAAAAUACCAUCUAAUGUGCUACUGCCCAUCUCUUCCCAACUCUGCACUCAGUGUCGUCCUGUGGGUAGCCUGCUGUAGUGGGAGUGUUUACACCCUGGAAAUUGGCAAACUGUACAAACCGGGGUUCUUAUUUUCUCAGAGAACCUGUUGUUAAAUAUUUACCAGCACACGACUGUGUAUAUAUGAAAAUACAUCUGAACAAUUUGAAGUACAGACUACGUACACCCCUCUCUCAUAUCCUGACAUAAAUAAAUGGCUAUGGCCAUUAUUGUUGAACUGCCUCUUCAGUAAAGAACCCCAAAUUUGUUUUUGUGAGGUUUUUAAACUACCUCUGCAUCAGUCUUAAUUGUAAAUACUACCUGAGUCUCUUUAUAGUUUGGCCAGUAUAUGUUAUUUUACGACCUCACCACCAACCUUCCGUCUGACGUUGCCGGCAAAUAAGAUUUAGUAUGGCCAUCGUUACUGAUCUACUACUACUUCCCAAAGAAGCCAAAUAAUAUUUUUCUGAGGUUUUUCAGUUGCCUCUGGGUCAGUCUAUGUUGUUGUAAGUACU
Messenger RNA from Lontra canadensis (Northern American river otter), 4364 nucleotides. RefSeq names its product zinc finger protein 248 (gene ZNF248). Gene Ontology annotation, biological process: regulation of DNA-templated transcription. NCBI's taxonomy places the organism in Eukaryota, Metazoa, Chordata, Mammalia, Carnivora, Mustelidae. The transcript has 5 exons. The coding region runs from base 1231 to 2961 and encodes 576 amino acids. The record is from RefSeq and is a predicted model, not a curated record.